Molecule: messenger RNA, 1074 nt
Organism: Gorilla gorilla gorilla (western lowland gorilla)
Lineage: Eukaryota; Metazoa; Chordata; Mammalia; Primates; Hominidae
Product: serine/arginine repetitive matrix protein 2-like
Exons: 3
Coding region: 1-1020 (339 amino acids)
Source: RefSeq, a predicted model, not a curated record
AUGCGCCUAGGGGUGCUGCGGUGGGGAGGCAGCAGGGGGCCUCCCCUGCCCGAUAGGGCUUUCGGAGGCCGCGAUCCCCGAGGGUUCCUAGCUCUAAGGUCCCCGCUUACAGCUGCGCGGGGCAGAGCGAGCAGGGCGCAGCGCCGCGGCCGGGGCAGGAUGCGGAGCCUCGCGUUCACCGGCUUUACCCGCGAGACCAGACCCCUGCAACUCCCCAGCCAGCAAGGCCGGGACGUGCUUCGGGCAUCUGUGUGCUCCCCAGGGCCCGGGACGUUCGGGGCGCUGAGCCGUCCAACGUCUGGGUUCCAGCCCCGGUCCCGUAGAUCCUCCCGGCUGGACCCGGGUCCUGGGUGCACCCGCCCGCCCUGCCGAUGUCCCAGUGCCGGGGCCAGGGGUCGCAGGGCCUCGCGAACGCCCGGCACGCACGGACCGGGGCGCGGGCUCGGCAGCCGCAGCUCAGUGCGCGUGCGCCAGGUAGCGGCAGCCCUGCGUGCUUUCCGUACUCCGCUUGCGGUAUGUACCCGCCGCUAUUCAGCUUCCGCGCUAAUUAGCAGUCGCGGUGUGCCGCUACGUGCGGACUCUCAAGGAGCUCAGCCUCCCGGACGGAGCCGGCGGCAGCGGGGCGAGGACGGCGGCGCGGCGAGGACGGCGGCGCGGCGAGGACGGCGGCGCGGCGAGGACGGCGGCGCGGCGAGGACGGCGGCGCGGCGAGGACGGCGGCGCGGCGAGGACGGCGGCGCGGCGAGGACGGCGGCGCGGCGAGGACGGCGGCGCGGCGAGGACGGCGGCGCGGCGAGGACGGCGGCGCGGCGAGGACGGCGGCGCGGCGAGGACGGCGGCGCGGCGAGGACGGCGGCGCGGCGAGGACGGCGGCGCGGCGAGGACGGCGGCGCGGCGAGGACGGCGGCGGACCGGGGCAGCCCCGCGCCCUGGCCAGGAUUUCCAAAGAUGAUGUUAAACCCAGCCACAGUUCUGAUCUCCAGGAAAGCAAUUGCUGUGGUACAAAAGGACAAGGGUUAAAAGAGAACAGUGGGAGCUCUCUUUCCCAACUAACUCACGCAGUGUGACGCAGAG